UGUUGCCACUACCCUUCCAGUGUGUGUUUGAGACAGUGGUGAGUGGCAGCGUAGGUAGCACCAGCAGGAGUUCUGGCAACGGGACAUUCCCGGCACUGUACUAGUAAUUUCUGGGUCUUCACUGCUGAAAUGUUUAUUAGUGAUAGACACAACAAGAGGGAGUAUCUUGUUUACUACACCGGGUGGAAAAUGACUGCCUAAACAUUAUCUUUCAUUGUAAUACGCAGAAAGUUAUUAAUAUUUUUACUAGGAGAGUCAUGUUUACGUGAGCGAAAAGUGACGUUUUUUCAUCAUAAAAUAAAACUGGAGAAUCUCUGGCACCCUGACUGAAGCGUCCACCUCUCCCCUGGGGAGUCUCUGCCACCCUGACUGAAGCGUCCACCUCUCCCCUGGGGAGUCUCUGCCACCCUGUCUGAAGCGUCCACCUCUCCCCUGGGGAGUCUCUGCCACCUUGACUGAAGCGUCCACCUCUCCCUUGGGGAGUCUCUGCCACCCUGACUGAGGCGUCCACCUCUCCCCUGGGGAGUCUCUGCCACCCUGACUGAAGCGUCCACCUCUUCCCUCGUGUUACACUGAAUUAAUAAACAACGAAUCGGUGAAAGCCAGUAAAAAAUCAUUGUCCUCUGUGUCACUGCUUCCAUUUUUAACACAUCAUCCACAGCUACUAAUUAGAAUGCUAAAUGGAAUCAAGAUCUUUAAAAAUUAUUGAAAACAUUAAACAAAUAUAAAUUUUAAGAAACUAUGAGAAAAUGGGAUACAUAAAGUCGGAUUCAGGAAAAAACUCGUUUACACGAGAGCUGUUGUGAAAGCUACCGAGAAAGCAUACAAUGACACUCUAUCAGGAGUUUGUGGAAAUUUUAGUGCACAACGUCUGUACUUGAUCAAGUCUGGACCAUAUACAGUUCGAGCGACAGAGGCAGUAAGGCAGCAAGCUAAACGCUGGAACGUCAGGCCAGAGAGAGAGAAACAGUUGUUUAGUGAUCAGGGAAACGCCAUUUACUGAGUCCCUCGCCCGAGAAGACUCAGUGUACCGCAAGAUGGUGUGGUGCGGCAGAAUGCGAGUAUGGUGGCUGAUGAUAGUGGCAGCGACGGUGGCACCUCAGAAGAACCAGGAAACCUUCCUGCAGGAGAUGAUGUCCGGCCUGAGAGAACUUCCAGUCAUCGGCAAUGUUUUACGGGCGGCCGUCCAUCCCAUCUACCGGCCCUUCAUCAAGCAGUUUCAGUCCAGGAUCACAAGCAGAGAGGGUGAGGAUGAAUUCAGCGAAGUAUGUUAUGAGGAGCUGGGCUGCCUACUUACACAUGAGGAUUUUUUCCACGCUAUCCACCGACCACUCAACCUUCCUCCUAAUACUCGGAAGGAGAUCAACGUGGUAUUCACAGUCCACACGCGGGAGGACCGACAGGGCACCUCAGUGGAGGGUGUCAAUAUCAGUAAGGUUCUCAACACCUCCUUCAACCCCAAGAGAAAAACUAAGAUUAUUAUACAUGGAUACCUGGAGACCAACACAGAAACAUGGAUGUGGGACAUGGUUCGUUCCCUUUUGCUAUACGACGACUUCAACGUGGUGACGGUGGACUGGUCUGGCGGGUCUCAGGCCCUAUACUCUCAGGCCACAGCCAACACUAGAGUGGUGGGGCUCGAGGUCGCCCACUUAAUCAACUGGCUCAAAGACAACGUUGGUCUUGACCCAACUGAUGUCCACAUAAUAGGUCAUUCACUUGGCUCUCACACUGCAGGGUAUGCUGGAGAGAGGGUGUCCAAGCUGGGAAGGAUCACCGGGUUAGACCCAGCUGAACCAUUCUUCCAGUACAUGCCACCCAGCGUCCGUCUGGACCCAUCCGACGCUCUCUUUGUGGACGUUAUCCACACUGACGCAGACUCCAUCUUCAACCUGGGUGUUGGUUAUGGGUUAAGGCAACCAGUAGGUCACCUUGACUUUUACCCCAACGAUGGUCGGAGUCAACCCGGUUGUGACUCCCUCAGUCGCGUCCCCCUGACGGCUCUUACUGACGGCCUCAGCCUCUACGAAGGUCUGGACGCUGCACAGAAGGAGCUGGUGGCGUGCAACCAUUUCCGGGCCCCCAAGCUCUUUACUGACUCUAUCCUCUCCCCCUGUCCCUACAUGGCCUUCCAGUGUUCCUCAUACAAGCUCUACCUGAAGGGAAAGUGUGUGAGCUGUGGGAAGGACGGAAGCCGCUGUGCUCGCCUGGGUCUUCACGCUGACAAGUGGCCAGGAAGAAAUCAGAGCCAUGUCGCCCUCUACCUUUCCACCGCCUCUGGGCCUCACUACUGUCUGUACCACUACCGGCUGAUGUUGCAUCUUGCUGAUCCAGACAGAGUGGAAGGAACUCUUCGAGGCAAACUGAAGAUCUCUCUUUUCGCUGACGAUGGAAGUAUCAAAAACUUUGAUAUCUCACCAGAAGCGGCCAGAACUUUCAGUCGAGGAAGAAUGUACUAUUUCUUUCUGAACCAUCCGGAGGACUUGAGCGGUGCCAGAGAGGCUCUCGUCCACUGGACUUAUGAAGCUGACAUGUUCAACCCUUUGAGUUACUGUGUCAUCUUCUGCGACACCAGCCUUCCCCUGGCCAGACUCACCCUCGCCAGUGUCGACCAUCUGGCUGCUGGGUGA
This is a messenger RNA of Cherax quadricarinatus, 2630 nucleotides long. NCBI's taxonomy places the organism in Eukaryota, Metazoa, Arthropoda, Malacostraca, Decapoda, Parastacidae. The record is from RefSeq and is a predicted model, not a curated record.